AUGGAGAAUUCCAAGGACGGGCAAGUUGCAGACAAGGAUGUGGAAUCUCAGGACCAACCGAUCAACGCCGAUAGCCCCUCCAGCUCGGAGCCGGAAGCCCGGGGUCGUGCUCGGAAGAGAUCCCCGGAGAAGAAAGAGAAGACUGCGGAGGUGAUCAAAUCCCAGGUGCAGGCCGAGGAUUUCUGGAAGAAAAUUUACAAUUCCAUGAAAAAUGUCGAGUCGAAGGAGCAGGCCGAGAGUCUGUUCAGAGGCCUGUCCAGCUCGAAAAGGGUAGAUAACACUCCGGCGAGGGUCGAAGCGCAGGGUGAAUGGGCGAAUUCGCCAGAAGAAGUCAGGAAAGCGUCUGAAUUGCGGGCGAGGGAUAAAGCGCUCGCAGCUGAUGGGUUUGUGGACGUCGUCGUCGACUCCUCCACCCCAGAAAUGUUCCCUUACGUCGCGAAGAAAGUCGACGAGGAGUCGUACGCCCCCGACGAAAAGCUGACGAAGAGACGUAGGAAGAAGAGAUAUCUCUGCUGCAGCGCAGAGCGAUUCUGGUGCACUUUGAUGCUUCUCGUCCCGAUACUGAUCGUCCUCCUGACUUUGUACUUCGUCAUUUUGACUCCAAAGGACCCAACAACGAGCAUGGAGUCCGUCUCGAUCAGUGGGUUCAAGCUGGUGGACGAUGGAGACGGAUCCAUGAGAGUCGAAACAACGAUGAAUUUCACAGUCAGGCUGAGAAACCCGAACAAGUUCGCCGAGGUUGUCUACGACAAAUUGGAGGUUCUACUGACUUACAAAACAACAGCUCUGGGCUCUGUUUCGGUGGUGGCCGCGAACGGGCUCAAGCAGCAAGAGAAGAAUUUGACGCUGAUCGAAGCCCAAUUGAGCGAGACUUCCGUCCCUGUCUCGGAUGCAGCCGACGCGCAAGCUCUUAAGACGGACGUCUCCAAUGGGAAUGUGAGGAUGGAAUUCAGGGGAAUGGCGGAGGGCCAUUUCAAAAUCAUCGGAAUCAAAAUGGGCAGCUUCGAUACUCCAGUGGAUUGUAAAUUGAACAUCAGACCUGAAUCUUCCACUCAGAGCGCAGUUCUUCUCUCCUCUAGCUGCUUCAAUCGACCGACCUAG
Molecule: messenger RNA, 1101 nt
Organism: Marchantia polymorpha subsp. ruderalis
Lineage: Eukaryota; Viridiplantae; Streptophyta; Marchantiopsida; Marchantiales; Marchantiaceae
Source: the annotation of a GenBank genome assembly